This is a messenger RNA of Solea senegalensis (Senegalese sole), 2270 nucleotides long. RefSeq names its product inositol-trisphosphate 3-kinase A (gene itpka). Gene Ontology annotation, biological process: inositol phosphate biosynthetic process. The record is from RefSeq and is a predicted model, not a curated record. Lineage: Eukaryota; Metazoa; Chordata; Actinopteri; Pleuronectiformes; Soleidae. The transcript has 7 exons. Bases 210 to 1592 code for a protein of 460 amino acids. Gene Ontology annotation, molecular function: inositol tetrakisphosphate kinase activity; inositol-1,4,5-trisphosphate 3-kinase activity. Gene Ontology annotation, cellular component: nucleus; cytoplasm.
CUCACACACACACACACACAGAGCUGACAGUGUGUGAGUGCGAAGACGAAGACAACGUCGAGGAAGUGGCGCAAAUUUCGUGUCUCAUAAAGUCUAAAAGUGCGAACUUUGUGAACUGAGUAUAAGUGAAAUGACCAGAUUUAAGGACUGAAGUGCACAGACAUCUGCGCUCCGCUCUGUGCGCACUCACGGCGGGUUCUGGGUCUCCAAUGCCGAAAGAGUACAGGAGAAAGACGUCCAAGGACUCCGGGCUCCCUGGGACUGGAGUCAACGAGGGGCUCCGCUCGGAGCGAAGGACAGUCGUGAAGUCUUCGCAGAUCUGCGAUGAGCUCCGUCAAAAAGCCGCUCAAGUCUCCCCUUCGUCCGCAACCGCGGCGCCGACUGUGAUGGACGCGCGCCGGCCGGUACCGCAGGUUACCAUCACCCCCGAGGGAGGCGGCUGCUCCCGGGAGAUGCAGCAGGAGGACUGGGACGAUGCGGUGGACGGCACGCUGAGGAGAAAACUGUCCAACUCGUCCAUCUCGUCCACGGGCUCCUCUGUCGUGGAGUCCGAGGAUGAUUUACUGAGCGACAACGAGAGCAAAAGCAAAGGCAUCGUCACUCUGGAGCAUCUGGUCGACACUGGAGAGAGCAAGCCCUGGUGGAAGUUAAAGACAAUUGUUCACUGGCCGUUCAGCGCGACUCCGAGAAGGAAGGUGAACUGGGUUCAGCUCGCCGGGCAUAAAGGUAACUUCAAAGCGGCAGACGAGGGCACCAUUCUGAAGAAGUUCUCCGAAAACGAAGUGCAGUGUUUCGAGAAGCUGAGGGAUGACGCGCUGCUCCCGUUUGUUCCCGGUUACCAUGGCGUCGUGGAAAAAGACGGCGAGUGUUUCCUCCACAUGACCGACCUGCUGGCUAACUUUGACUCACCCAACGUCAUGGACUGUAAGAUGGGAGUGAGGACGUACCUGGAGGAGGAGCUUGUUCGAGCGCGAGAGCGGCCCAAGCCGAGGGAGGAUCUGUACAACAAAAUGGUGGAGGUGGAUCACGAGGGGCCGACUCCCCAGGAGCAUUCCCAGCGCGGCGUCACCAAACCUCGCUACAUGCAGUGGAGGGAGACCAUGAGCUCCUCCAACACCCUGGGCUUCAGGAUAGAGGGGACAAAGAAAUGGGACGGCACGUGUCGAACGGACUUCAAGAAAACGAGAUCGAAGCAGGACGUCGUCCACGUGUUCCAGGACUUUGUCGGAGAGAACGUCAGCAUCAUAAAGUCUUACCUGAGCAGACUGUCGGAGAUCCAACAGGCGCUGAAGACCUCGGAGUUCUUCAAGCGACACGAGGUGAUUGGCAGCUCGCUCCUCUUCAUCCACGAUCACACGGGUAGCGCACAGGUCUGGAUUAUCGACUUUGGGAAAACCACUGCUUUACCGGAGGGCCAGGUGUUGAACCACGACAUUCCCUGGCAGGAAGGCAACAGGGAGGACGGUUACCUGUGGGGACUGGAAAACCUCAUGCAUACACUGGAGUCUGUCGGCGACAACGCAACCGGUCAACAAACCUGUUGCUUGGAUACCAAAGAAAAUAGUCAGACUAUAAAUGCAGGUGGUCAGUGACCUUUGACUUAUAAAUGCAUGUAAGGAGCUCUGGCUUUUACCAUUUCAGGCUGAACAUUGGGUUUUAAGAGGAGCAGAUAACAUUUCACCAGUUUGAGCAGAUUAACUGACACUAACUCCCUCUUCCUAAAAAAUGAACAGAAGUGAAAGCGUGGCCUUUGUGCAUGUCCAUUUAAGGGAUGGGGGUUUUAUUGUGAAAGAGGGAAGAAGAGUCACAAACUCAGUCUGACUUCGUACCAUCAGUGUAACAUCAGGUGUGAUGUUUCUCAGUAGGAAACUCUUUACGAUCACGUUUUUACAUUUAUAUUUCUAUCACUGGUUUUUAUUCAGUGUGUAAAAUGUCUUCACUUCGCAUCAAAUCUCAAACGUCUGAUUAGCAGGAUGAUUCAUGAUUCAGCUCAUGCCUCGAGUGCGCUUGGAGAGGUUUUCUUUUUGGGAUAAUGCAAAAAAAAAAAAAGGACAACAAUGCGUACAAUCAGGUGGUUUUACACUUUAAAGAAUUCAGUUUAAUUAUUUUAUCUUAAAUUGUUGUCAAAUCAAAAUCCUUUCCCCGACAUGUUACACACUGGAGCUUUGAUCACACUUGUAAAUAUUCUGCUCAGAAUGUAAUAUAAUGAGAGACGUGGUGUACAAAUGACAUUAAUGAAGAUGUACGUGGAAUUAAAAAGGGGGACAAUA